Lytechinus variegatus (green sea urchin) is the source of this 2205-nucleotide messenger RNA. RefSeq lists its product as uncharacterized. The coding region runs from base 428 to 1150 and encodes 240 amino acids. Lineage: Eukaryota; Metazoa; Echinodermata; Echinoidea; Temnopleuroida; Toxopneustidae. The transcript has 2 exons. The record is from RefSeq and is a predicted model, not a curated record.
CCAUGAAAAUUCAAAACACCUUCCAAAGACCAAAUUGUUUAUUGAUGGUUCAUGCUCGAGAAUGUAGACAACGGAUAUUCAACUCUUAUUUGAAAAUCAAAUUGAAUAGAAGAAUCAAUAAUAUUUAAUAAGUAGUAAAUCUAUUGCGUGUUUAAUUCUUUGUUCAAAGAAGACUAUAAAUAAUUGCAAAGAUAGGUUCUUAAAACGUUAUUUUUUUAUUCUUUUUAACUAUUCCUCGCCAUAAUUUCUACAAUUUUAUUUAGGAUCAAGUCAUGUAUUGCCGAUUUCUCUAAGUGCCGCAGGAUUGCUUUUAGUAGUUGCAGUAAUACUUCUUGUCUGUUUCAUCAGAAAUAGACGUCAACAGCCAGAAAAGCCCAUUUCGCUGGAGUCCAUCCAUAGAUACGACAACCAUGCUUACAACACAGGAAUGGACGGGCUACACCACAGUACAAGAGAUACACGGCGGGACACUGACAGCACCUUCGACAGCAGCACAUGGCGCUCGACGGCUUCUACCCUGAACAACCCGGAGGUGAAUGGAACACUAAGCGGAAGUCAGUCACCGAAUGGUUCCAGUCAUGCUUCUCGUACUUCAAGGUCCGCAGUUCCAGGAGAUGGAGAAGACGCGGAGACGAGGCAGUAUUUUGUGCUGAAUCCUGACCGCGCAUCCAUGCUCGUGGAGAAUGAAGAGAAUGUAGACAGCAGGAGUCCCCGGGAUCCGGAGGCGCUGUAUGACAAUAAACCAGAGCGCUACACCUACAUCGAUGAUACCUCCUCAGAUGCCAUGGCAACGGGUGAUAGUCAUGGCUUGGGUUUAGAAGACAACGGUUAUGAUCCGGUGACCGUGAAGGACGACAUCACCGGUGGGUACCAGUACGUCGAUGACAAUGGAACGGCCGUUGCGAAUGACGCUACUAAACGUGGCGAUCUUUCAAGUCCAUAUGAAACAGUGACUAUUACAGAGCCAUCCCCGCAGUCAAAAUCGAAGAAGACUAAAUCGAGUGAGAGAAAGGUACCUGUUCCGGCGACAAGAAAGAAUAUUCCACCCAAACCCAAGGAAAGGAUGGUCGAUAAUAUUUUAUAUAAACCAAUGAAUGGUGAAAUAAGGGUUGAUAAUGUAAUAUAUAACCCUGUACAAGAUGACAGAUAAAUAUUUGUCUUAUCUUGUCUUUUGCGUUUAAUCUUUGUGUUCAUCAUGUUCAUUGGUUAGUAAUCAAGUCUAAUACUUUCAUGGUCCGUAUUAUUUGGUACGUUCAGCUUCGGGAGGUCAAUAUAUGAUGGUUUAAAUGUUAAGGGAAAUAGUUGUCUCGCUGAAAGUAAAAUUAGAUAUGAUAAUGCGAUAUCAUUUUGAAAAAAAGUACUUGAAAUAUGCUGUUUAUAUUUUUGAUACCUCCGUAAAAGUUUUUUAUAAUGUAGUAAUAUUUUCGAAAACACUCAUCAACCUACUACACAAUCAUGGUGCCAGCUAUGAAAGCUGUUUCUCCUUUCUACAUCAUUUCCUUUCUCCAUUCAUAUUGUAUAAAAGCUUGUGAUUUUUUUGUGGCGCACUGUAAAUUUUGUGACGAAUGUGCUUUGUUUUUAAAUGCAUAAGCGUAAUGUGUUAUAUGAUUAUAUCUGCGAAUACUUGAAGUAUGCUAUUUUAUAUUGUCAGAUAUUGACAUAUCCUCAUGAUUUUGAUAUAAAAAAAUUAGGAGCAGAAAACCAUGAUAAUAUAACUAUAGUUAGCUCAUGAUACCAAAUUGUCUAUUUACUUAGACAAUUUCAAUAAUUUGGGAUUUGAGAUUACGCGUGUGAUGGGAAUGUUUUAUGCUACAAGGGGAAUACUUCAUGAAACUGUUUUUUCUGAACGUAAAUUCGGCCCCAUACUUCCUGUCUGGCCCGCUUAUAAUAUAGGCUCAUUACGCACCUGGUUUGAAUUGGUUCCGUAUUUACUUUAUGUAUAUUCAGUAUCAAAUUUAAAUACUGCAAAAUCUUCUAGGUCUCUAUAAGCAUUUUGUUCUUUAAACUAUCUCCUUUGGUUCCCAUUUUUUUAUUUAUUUUAUUAAUAUUAAUCACAUUCCUAAUGACCCCACCUCAUUUUAGCCUACUAUCUCUUGGCACUUGAAGGAUACUUAUAUUUUCGUCCAAAUGCAUUUUCAUUAUAUUUGCAGACACAUCCUACACUGUAAAAACUGGGGUGUUAAAACUGACACCAAUUGGUGUUAA